AAUGAUAAUGUAAAUCACGUUUUCAUCUUACACAAACCUCCAACACGAUGACUUUGAAGUGUAGAGUAUUUCUUUUGGAUGUAUCUGAAGUACAAUUUGAAGUGAAGAAGAAGGACAAAGGUGCGGUAUUGAUGCAAAGGGUGUUCCGUCAUUUGAACUUAGUCGAAGAAGACUAUUUCGGAUUGAUUGUCAAAGGAACUGACUUACAAAAAGUAUGGCUAGAUUCGGAAAAGAAAAUAAAGAAUCAGAUAAGCAAUUUGCAAAGUAUUAUUGGAUGUUCGUCCGACCAAUCGACAGCAAGGGCAAUUAUACCAAGAAGUGGAAAGCUGGAAUUUCAAUUUGCCGUCAAGUACUAUCCGACAACUCCUACAAAUUUGAAAGAGGACAUCACCAGGUAUCAGCUCUGCCUUCAGUUAAGAAAAGACCUUGCUACAGAUUUGUCAUGUUCAUUGGAUGACCUUGCUGAUAUAUUGUCUUACUGGCUCCAGUCAGAAUAUCAAGGAAGCGAAGACAAUGCACAAACUGUUAAAGACUGUCUCAAAGAGUUUGAAAGUCUCCCAUCUGAAGUAUCAACAAAAGAAUUCACUGACAAGGUUCUAUCUUUAUAUCGUAAAAGGCGGGAUAUGUCAUCUGCAGAAGCAGAUGUGCAAUUUCUUCUUAAAACGUCCGGCUUAGCUAUGUAUGGAAUUCAUUUCUUCGAAGGAAAAAACACAGCAGGAGCCAAAAUACGUGUUGGAAUAGGAGCAAAGGGAGUCAUAGAAAAACUCGGCAACAGAUCCACAAUAUCCCAUCCGUGGAAUCGAAUAAAAAACGUUGUAUACAAAGACAAUAAAUUUAAAAUAAAACUUUUACGACCGCCAUCUAACGGUGAUCCGCGAUUAAAGAAAUCGUUCAUCUUCGACUCGGAAAAACAAGUUUAUUUAAUUUGGAGAAAUGCUGUUGAUCAUCAUGUGUUCUUCCGAAUAGGAGAGAAAGAAAAGAAGCCCAAACCGACUGCCGGGAGUGGAAAGAAGCCCAACUGUCAUUGGGAAAUGGACGGCACGGCAAGUGGUGGAUCUUCAACGUUACUUCUUACAGAGACUAUUCUUGAAGAAGAUGAAGAUCAAGACGCACAUAUAGCAUUACCUUCGCCGCGAAAACGAGUUCCUCCUGUAAGCUACGCCCGACUGAAAAGCGACGAUGAUUCUCACGACUUUGCACCGUUACAGACUUCAAAUGAAAUGAUGCAACAGAUCCAACAUGCAGGCAGUCUUCUAGAAACCGAUUUAGACGCAGAGGUCGUGUUAAGUCCCAAACCACUUGAAGAACCCGGAAGCCUCAGAGAAAAAGAAUUUGAAUUUGAGCGCUGCAAAACACAAAAAGAAGAAAUUCGUUAUGGAAAGCGCACUGUACUUAUUGAAGACACAAAAACAGAGGAACAGUACACGGAAUAUUGGGAAGAGAUUGAAAUUGAACCGACAUCUCCCCAUCACAAACAUGAGGUUUUAGAUGUAUCGACCAGAACACCACAAAAAGACACCAUUGUCAAAUCACCAGAGGAAAUAAAUACGAAAACAGGCGAUGUCUCUGAUAAUUCCUCGACUGCCAGUUCUCAUGAAGGAGAGGUUCAUUUCAAUGCCCAAGGAUAUGUUCAAAUGCCUCCAAUAUCUGAAGUCAAACCGAGCGAAACGGAAGAGGCCCCACUACCUGUUUUUGAUGAUUUACAUAAAAAUGAAACUUCGCCUUUGCAAGUUGAAUAUAGUAUUGAUCAGACAAAAUUCAAUUACGAAGAAGAGUCAAAAGACAAGUACGGAAUAGAAACUGCAUUAUCAGAUGAAGAAAUGCAUACCAUGUCGGGGUACAAUGAACGUUUCCUACAGAUUGAAGAGCAACUUCCAGAUAACGGAGAAACAACCAACUUAGUCCCAGAAAUACAAGAAGUGCCGUACGCAGCGGCAAGUACAACUGCUGCGACUAUCGGGGAUGAUGAUGAGCUUUCACUGAACGAACUUGACGAUGAAAUUUUAUACGAAGAGGAACGUUCAAGAAGCCCAGAAGAACGCGGUGGGUUUAGCUAUGAGGAAACAGAGAAAAUUGAAGACGUCAACGUAAGAAAUCGAUCAGAGAUCAACCCGCACGAAGUUCGUAAAGGCAAGCAUGAGGCGAUCGCUUUUAAAAGUACAUUAGACGAAAUUCCGGUUAGUCCAAGGCGGAGAGAAAAUUUGAGCAGAAGGCCUUUCAUUCCAAGUUGGCCUUUUGAUCCUGCAUCCUUGUUGAAUUCUCGUGAUUUGGAGGAUUUGGAUAAAGAAGCCAUUCUGGCAGCGAUGGAAGCACAAAAAGAAUUAGCCGAUGAAGACAGAAGAAUUGAAGAAAUGGAAAUGAUGGAAGACGUUGAAUUGUCCUCGCCAGAAAUUCCAGACAGCAAAUAUUAUUCAGCUCCUCCGGGCGAUUCACAUUUGCCGAAUUAUCGUGAUUGUUUUCCACCAUCGAUUUCAAGUCGGGACAAUUCUCCAUCUAGCGAUAAAGAAAAAGGGGAAAGUUAUCAAAGACUUGAUCACGCAAGACCGCUCAUAAAAUCUGACAUUAUAGAACAAUGUGAGGAGAAAUUUGAUUUGGUCAGCAAAAUAAAAAUUCGUUCUAGGUCACCUUCUGCGUCUCCGCGUAUGGUUGGUGAAGAAUUUAUUCCUGGGAUUCCCGAUUUUGCUCAAAGUGUUAUUCCAUAUCAGCUAGAGAGCACGGAAUCUAUUGAGAAUACACAAGAAGUUUCUGAAACAGCGAUGCCUCAAUAUGUCGAAGAAGAAAUUGACCCCGAAUCUUUAAAAUUUCCGAAGCCAAUCCUCAAGUUCUCAGCCCCAGAAGAAAAGAAAGAAUGCCUCAAAUAUCGUUAUUCUCCUCCAGCAGGUGAGAAACAGAACCAAGAUGACCAAAGUCUUUCUACAUCAGAGGCUUCUGUGGAAUCUGGAACGGACGAAACGCAAAGUAUCACUAUAAUUUCACAACCUCUUCGUGAAAACAUGCAGGCGCCGGCUGCAGAUAUGCAAACUUCACAGCAUGUUACAUCUUCGGGGAGAAGCACCCCACAGUCUGCUACGGGAGGAAACUCCAGUCAAUCCGAAGGCUCGUCUUCGAAAUCUUCAUCUUCCAGUUUUCCACGAUUCAUUCACAGCGUUUUUCCUCUUCGACGAUCCUCAUCUAACGCAAAACCUCGAGGUCGCAGUAAGACACGAAAGAAGCACGAAAAUAAAGUGACAAAGCAAAAAAAUAAGAAAAAACCAAGAUCAAAAAGCAAAGACAAAAAGAGCAAUCAGUCCAAAAUUCUACCAACUAUCCAAGUUACAAGUCCUUCCAGCCCAGAUGGUCUUUUAGCCUUUCCGUCCCCACCACACUAUAAAGCUCUUCCUUACCAGCAGCAGACUAACAGUCUUUCUCCGGAAACAGCUCAGACUCAACUACACUGUCAAUAUGAUCAAGAAAGUUUGGAUAAAAUAGUUCUCUCAGAAAGUGACGACGCACAUUCAGAUUCUGAUGCUCCAGUGACCGCUCGAAAGAUUGAAAAAUAAGCGAUUGAUUCA
Molecule: messenger RNA, 3551 nt
Organism: Styela clava
Lineage: Eukaryota; Metazoa; Chordata; Ascidiacea; Stolidobranchia; Styelidae
Source: RefSeq, a predicted model, not a curated record